AUGUGUUUGCAGAUCGGCUACUGGAACGAGGCGAGAGGCUACGUCAACACGGCCAUCUACAAACCGUCGAUGGAGGACUUCCAGGACCUGCUCAACAGGACCUACAUCGUCACCACCAUACUGGAGGCGCCCUACAUGAUGCUGAAGAAGAACCACGAGCAGCUGGAGGGGAACGACCGGUACGAGGGCUACUGCGCCGAGCUGGCCGCCGAGAUCGCAAAGCACGUGGGCUUCGUGUACCGGCUGGAGCUGGUGGGGGACGGCAAGUACGGGGCCCGGGACCCCGACACCAAGCGCUGGAACGGCAUGGUGGGGGAGCUGGUCUACGGG
This is a messenger RNA of Etheostoma cragini (Arkansas darter), 330 nucleotides long. RefSeq names its product glutamate receptor 1-like. The transcript is spliced from 2 exons. NCBI's taxonomy places the organism in Eukaryota, Metazoa, Chordata, Actinopteri, Perciformes, Percidae. Gene Ontology annotation, cellular component: membrane. The annotation marks the transcript as partial. The record is from RefSeq and is a predicted model, not a curated record. Gene Ontology annotation, molecular function: glutamate-gated receptor activity.